GGGCCAAGGCCAACCCAGGGGUGAGGGAGCCAGCGGUUGGGCAGGGAGCAGGGAAGCCCAGGAUAGGGAAGGCUUAAGUGUGGGGGGGAGCAGGGCGCUGGGGCUCAGAGCUGCCAGGCAGGAAGUUGGGGGGAGUGAGCAAGCCAGCUCUGGGAAGUUUGCAAAGCUGUCAGUGUGUGAGGAGUGAGCGGCUGCACAGAGCCCUCUCGGCCCACGUCGGUGCCUGCAGGCUGAGCGUCAGGGAGAGGGCCAGAAAGAAAGGAAGACUCCUGCUCUGCCAUCAUCACUGACCCUGCUGCCAAGGGCCUAGGGGCCCAGGCCAUGUGCAGCUGACCCGGGAGCCCAGGGAGAGAAUCACCAAGAACUGGGAAUGGCCAGCCCUGGGGCCACUGCAUGGCUCUGCAUUUGGUGGGGCCUCCUGGCCAGGGAGGUCUGGGGCAUGAACUACCCUCCCAGGUACAAUCUCUACACAGGAAACAACCUGCCUUUCACACAGCUCCAAGGGACAGCACAAGCAACCAAUGGGGCCCGGGUGGCCAGUCGCCACAGGAAUUGGUGUGCCUAUGUGGUAUCCCGGAAAGUGAGCUGUGUGGUGGAGGAUGGAGUCGACACAUAUGUGAAACCAGAUUAUCAGCCAUGUGUUUGGGGACAGCUCCAGUGUCCUCGUGUUGUCAUAUACCGGAGUUUUGUGCGCCCACGCUAUAAGGUGGCCUACAAGAUGGUCUCAGACUUGGAGUGGCGAUGCUGCUCUGGCUAUUCAGGUGACGACUGUGCUGAAAGCGGGACGCUACUUACUACCAACCGACCACGACCUCAGCCUGGUCGACCCAACCUAGCUGGCUUUGGCAACCCCCUCAGUGGUGGAGAAGGACACAGGGACUCGGCCAAAGUCCAACAGCUGGAAGAAAAAGUGCAGAGCCUGACCAAGCAACUGCACGACUUGCAGUCUACCGUGCAGGCCAAUAACGCCAAGCUGACCGAAGAUGUGCGCCGGGCAGCGGAGAACGGCAAACAGCAGCCAGCAGACGCCGCCGCCGCCGCCGCCCACCCGGAGAUGAAGGAGACCCUCAACGAGAUCCAGCGCCACUUGCAGCGCCUCGACAACCGCAUCGCCAACCACGAGAACGGGCGAGGCGCGGGCGGCGGCGGCGGCGGCGGCGGGACGGACGUCCGAGGCGAGGUCCUGCGGGAAGUGGAGCGGCGCUUGCAGGACUCCUGCGCCUCCUGCCUAACCGGCGCGGAGGAGCUGAAGCGGCAGCAAGGCGAGGACCGCGACCGGCUGCGAGCUCUGGAGAAGUUGGUCUCCUCCCUGGACCAGCGGAGCCGCGAAGCCGCGACCUCCAUCCAGCAACACGUGAACCGCCUGGCCGAGCAGCUGCCCAAAGCGUGCUGCCCUCAGCUGGAGGGCCGGGUGGGCGAGCUGGAGCGCGGCUUGGAAACCGUCUCCGAUUCGGUAGCCGCCCUGGACGAGCACCACGUGGGAGGCCGGCCGCAGCCCUCGGCCCAGCCGCAGCCGCCCUGGAGCGUCGACAGGCGGAUGACCGAGGUGGAGAGCCGCGUCAACACCACGCAGCGCGGCAUCUUGGAGCACUUGGAGGACGUGCAGGUCAUGCUGCACGGAGCGGGCGAUCGGCUCGGCCGAGCCGAGAGGCAGCUGGACUUCUUGUUCUCCCGGCUGAACGACUUCCAGAGCCACGUGGGCCGAGCUCUGGCCAAUCUGUCGCGGGACGUCGGCGGCCUGAAGGACGGUAGCAUGCAGCAGCAGGGGGCGCUGGAGCGGGUCCGCGCCUCCGUUCACGCCUGCACCCAGAUCUGCACCGAACCGGGCAACCAGGACUCGCAGAUCAGCAACAUCUUAAGCGACCUGGAACGGCGCGUGCUGGACAACGAGGGCCAACUGCGCUUGCUGGGCUCCAGCCUCCACCAGCUCGACGUGUCCGGGAAAUUGCGCAACUUGCAAGGCUUGGUGGGAGCGAACAGCGAAGCCCUUGGCAAGCUGGCCGGAGAGAUUGGCGAGCUGGAGAACCGGAUGGUCAUUUCCGUGAGUGCGGGGCCUCCGGAUUUGAUACGUUAUUCCAAUCGCACCAAUAAGCGCUUGGAGAAAUUGGAGCAAGGGGUCGAGAGGUUGGAACACCAUCCCUGCACUCAGAGCUGCUCCCAGCUACGGGGAGAAAUGGUGCAGCUCAGGGAGCAGGUGGAAACCUGUCAAACAGCCUGCCGGCCAAUGGGGGAAAAGCCAGAACUGGGUACCGAGCAAGGGGAGACUUCCAAACCCCUGGAUGGCUUCAGCGUGAUCGGCGGCAGCUCUAGCAUCCACCUUCAGUCUUUGCAGGGAGAGCUCUCCGAGGUGAUCUUGGGCUUCAGCUCGCUCAAUGAGACCCUGGCUGGGCUGCAGGCCACCGUGGAAAAGCAUGAAACCGACAUCCAUGAAUUGGGCACGACCAAGGAUCGCAUCAUCACAGAGAUCAACCGGGUGCAGCAGGAGGUGACGGAGCACGUGGGCGAGAGCGAUGUGCGCUUCCAGGACCUGGGUCAUGAGGUUCAACGGUUCAGCGGUACCCUACAAGUGGAGGCAUCAGACUGUCGGAGGGCCUCUGGGGGUCUGGCCGAGCGACUGACUAAGCUGGAAGGCACCUGUGAACGGCUAGACCAUGUCUCUGGGAGCUUGCGCAAGAUUAAGGAAGGGCUGGACAAGCACAUCUCGGCUUUGUGGGGCUGCGUUCAUGAAGUGAAUGGGACUCUGCGCAGCCACGGAGCCUUGUUAGAGAAGAUCCAUGGCAGCCAGUUGGGCACCAUCCACCGCCACCUCAGUACUCUCAAUGGCUCCCUUCAUACCCUCAAGGGUCAGCUGCAUGACCUCACACUGCAGGACUUCACAGGCCCUCCGGGUCUUCCAGGCCCCAUGGGAAAACAGGGCCCUCCAGGUCUGAUGGGACCUCCUGGCAAGGAUGGAAAGACUGGCAUAGAGGGACCUCCAGGUUUCCCUGGAAAACAAGGACCACCAGGUCCACCUGGAAGAAUGCCCAAAGUCUCCUUCUCAGCAGCUCUGACAAACUGGCAUUUCAAUACUGGAACCGUCAUCUUUGACAAGGAGCUGGUGAACGAUGGCAAUUUCUAUGACCCAAAAACAGGAACUUUCACAGCUCCUGUUUCUGGCCGCUAUCUGGUCAGCGCGAUUUUGACCGGGCACAGAGGUGAGAAGAUUGAGGCAGUGCUCUCGCUUUCCAACAAGGCCAUUGCCCGCAGCGACUCAGCUGGAUAUCAGCCUGAAGGACUGGAGAACAAACCAGUGGCUGAGAGCCAACCAAGUGCUGGUGCUUUGGCAGUCUUCACUCUCAUUGUCCCAAUGGAGAUCGAUGAUACUCUCUGUGUGGACCUCGUGUCUGGCCAGCUAGCCCACUCUCCAGAUGAGCCACUGACAGUUUUCAGUGCCGCCUUGCUUUAUGAGGAAAAAUUGGGGGUCCAUAUGGUUCCUCAAUGGGGGUAGGAGCAACUCAAAGCAGUCCACAGCCCAGCAGGAAAAAAAGAUACCAAGGAACCCCAAAUUUGCACCCCAAUAACGCCUCCGUUCUUCCCUUCUGGGCUGGUGUCACCCAGUGACAACUAGGAUGGCCGAGGUAUAGUGAGUGAUUAAGGUAUUGGACUAGGACUAGGAAGAAGCAGGGCCAAGCCUUCUCUUAGCCAUGGAAAUUCACGGGGUGACUUUGGGCCAUUUACUUUCUUUCGGGCCAACCUACCUCACAGGGUUGCUUUUGUAGGGAUAAAACAACAGGAGUUCCCCAUGGAAGCUGCCUUGAACCUUGGUGGAAAGGCAAGGUAUAAAUCUAAUAAAUAAAUUGGCAGCUUUUGCCACCCCAGAGUUGAAGCUGUCAGCUGAGUUCCUGAGGACUUAAGUAGCCUCAAGCAAACUUUUUGCCAGCACUUCCUUUUUCCCUCCUAAAGCAUGAACCAUGGGGAGAACCUGCCUCUCUAAAGCCCUGUAAGCUACUCUUAAGUGUACUCUUAAAUACUACUAAGUGUAUUAAUACCCUCUGCAUUGUCUAGGGCCCAGGAUUUGAAAAAAGCCAGAAAGUGCAGCUGCCUAGACCAAGAGAACACAUUGUCUAGGACAGUGAUGGCAAACCUAUGACAUGCAUGUCAAAGCUGACACAUCACAACAUUUUGAGUAACACAGCAGAGUUUAUGCCAACACUCAACAACUAUUCUCAAAAGCAUGCCCCGUUCUGCAAUUUUCAGAGACUGUGGAGGCCAGGCAAGACUGAAGUGUGCUUUCAUACAGCCUCUGGACCCUCCAGAAGUCAAGCAAGAGGGUCACACUCUUCUUACACAGCCUCCUAAGCCUCUGAAAAUCAUGCAAGAACAGGUUGUGUUUUUGUGCAGUUUCUGAAUGCUUUAAAAGCCAUGGAAGAGCAUUCUCCAAAGUCGUUUUAAAGCAGAGGUUGGUUUCAAAAGGUUCUGACCAGUUCUGGAGAACCGGUAGUGGAAAUUUUGAGUAGUUUGGAGAACCGGUAGUAAAAAUUCUGACUGGCCCUGCCCCCAUCUAUUCUCUGCCUCCCAAGUCCCAGCGGAUCGGGAGGAAAUGGGGAUUUUGCAGUAUCCUUCCCCUGCCACGCCCACCAAGCCACGCCCACCAAGCCACACCCACAGAACCGGUAGUAAAAAAUUUUGAAACCCACCACUGCUUUAAAGCCUCAUUUGACUGAAGAAAAGUCAGGUAGGUUGCAAGAGCCUGUUAACAGAAGGAGAACAUCCUUUAAAGGUAAGUGGCACAUAGCAGAUCCUGGGGAAUGUUGGGCCAUGGGGGCAAUUCUGCCAUAACCUGAAGCUCUUGUGCCUUGGGAACUGCGCAAGGUAGUCUAUAUUAGCGGCAGUGGUGGUACUAGGGAUAAAUUUGAGGCCUGGGCUAAUGUUCAGAGUGGCCUAGAUGGGAGUAAGGAAUUAUUUCUGUGUGUGUGUGUGUGUGUGUGUGUGUGUGUGUGUGUGUGUGUGUGAGAGAGAGAGAGAGAGAGAGAGAGAGAGAGAGAGAGAGGUCAGCAGAGUCAAGUUAGGUAUUUUCUGAAGUUUUGACAUGUCGAGCCAAAAGGUUCGCCAUCACUGGUCUAGUAACUAGCCCUUCCUUACCUGCCGUGGAAUGGAGGGAAGAAUCCUUUUUGUUAUUUAUCUGUGUCUGUCAUUCCCCAGAGAAAAUGCCCACUGCUCCUCUCUUCUUGCCUUACCAACCGACUCCCUGCUUUGCCCAUAUUUUCUCACAACCUGAGUUGUCUCAUCUAAUCAUGUCCGCUGCCAACCUGUCAAAACCCAGGCUACCUACUAGCUGUAGAUUUAAGAGCCCUGGAUUUCCAAGCCAUGAAGCCACUAAUUUCUACAAUAAGCGAGGAUGAAAAGCUCUUUUGCAGCCAUUUUGGCAGAGUUAUAAGCAGAGGAAGGUGGUAAAUGAAUGGAAGAACUCCCACCUCUCUCUGUUUCAUCCCUUAUGUAUAUGCUGUAUAAUGGCUAAACUCAGCUAAUGAUAUAAUUAUUGAAUAAAGUUUUUUUUUUUAAAAAAAAGA
Molecule: messenger RNA, 5549 nt
Organism: Pantherophis guttatus
Lineage: Eukaryota; Metazoa; Chordata; Lepidosauria; Squamata; Colubridae
Gene: EMILIN1
Product: elastin microfibril interfacer 1
Molecular function (GO): protein binding
Source: RefSeq, a predicted model, not a curated record